Molecule: messenger RNA, 249 nt
Organism: Drosophila takahashii
Lineage: Eukaryota; Metazoa; Arthropoda; Insecta; Diptera; Drosophilidae
Source: RefSeq, a predicted model, not a curated record
AUGUUAUUUAUCUUGCAGCAGUAUCUAAAACUUGACUUGAGCCUUCAGGGUCUUAGGCAGCCAAGUACAACAAUCGAUUGGAGACUCGUCCUUCUUUUUCUUCCUUUUUUUUUUGCUUUUCUCGCUCAAAUAUUCCAUGCACAUAUUGCAAUAUUGAAUGCUCGGCCUGCGGCGGUACAAGGAGCAGGGAAUCGAGGAAGGACACGCCCCCACUGAGCCUAGGAUAACUGGGAUAUAGACGAUGAUGAU